AUUAUUCUUGAGCAACCAUAUAUUACCAAAUAAUCUGAUCUUGAGAGACCAUUUUAUUUCACGCCAAUAUACUUUUAAAUGAUGAAAUUAUUAAUUGUUUACCAAAUAUAUGAAGAAAUGAAUGUGUUGCAUUAAUAUUUUUACGAAACCCGCUGAAUUUGGAAAACUCAAGGUUAACGGGUUCAUGUUGAUAAUACUACAUUAUUACUAAUCUCGAUGGAGAGGCAGAGGUCUUUCGAGGUUCUUCAUGUUGAUGUAUGUUCAAGCAAAGAUCAACAUACAGAAGUUCAUGGUUCGUACACUUUCUUAUUACCUUUUGGUGCUUCGAAGUUUGUGCUUGAGUCCUUUUGUUUCUAUUGCAGAUUCUUUUGCCGACCCUUAUUUUAUCCCUUGCCCAAGUCAAUAUCUUCUGGAUAGUUAUUUGUUAGACGUUAAUGCAGCCCAACAGCUUAGCCUCGUUUAAAAUCGUUGAAGAAGUCCAUAUUGUCUUUUAAAUCGCCUGAACAUUUCUAAAAACUAUGGUCUAUUUCCACCAUGGAAUUCAGUUUGUCAGAAAAAGGUUACGUAAUGUUGAUGACUUUUCCUACUCGUAAAAUGUUGACAAUAUGAGACCCGGCAACACACUGGUUCAUGGCAAAUGUGUUCACAGUGAAUUCAGAAAACCUUAUAAUUGUAGUUCCGUUUACGUGAAAAUUCUGUCGACUUUAAGUACCAAAUAUUCACAAUGUGCUUAAUUUUCUCCGCUGAUCAAUAAAUCAGCUCAGUUUUAUAAGACCAAUUUAUUGACGGCACUGUUACUGUUUUUUUCCCCACCAGAUUUUUACAGCUGAUAUAGUGUGAAGGGUUACCACAGUCUUGGGGUCCUUUUAUAUCCAAGUGUGCAGUUUCGAACCAAGCAGAUUUCGUCACAUCCAGCAUCCGAGUAAAAGAAGGACGCUUCAUUAGCUUCAAAUACUGUUAAAAAUUAGGAAUGUGGUUGUGUGCACUUACAAAAAUUCGUUUAGUGUUUAUUUGUAUAAUAACUGUUGCACAAAUAAUUUGUUUACAGUACAUGAAAAUUUUUUAGGUUUUGAUAAGUAGUAAUGAUCAAUGACUUCCCGACAUCUUAGCUCCUAUUUAUGUUGAUAUUUCAAAGGGAGUUUAUCUACGCAAACAAUCACUGUACUAUUCUUUUAUGCCUUCCUGGAGUCCUUUAUAUAUACCCCAAGAAAUGAAUGUCUCUUAUUCAUCUAGUCCUCGAAAUUCCAAACGUUGGGCCUUCAGUCCUGCUCGUGAAUGCUUAACCUCUGGACCACUGAAUUGAGAUCCAACGGUGUUAAUGUAUAAUGUCAAUCAAUCUGCGAUACGGCGCAACCAUCUUUGAUUAUCUGAUAGGUAACGGCUACACACUCAACACGGUUGAACUCCACUGGUCAAGGUUUCUCACUAGAACUUCGAGAAUUCCCUCUCGAAGCUAGCCACUAGUGAGCACAUGAUAAUUGUCAAUAUAGGGUUGUAGAAAUUAUUGACUUUCAUUGUUCGGUUCACGAUUCCAAUGAAAAUUAACAAUCUUAGCAAGCAUAUACUGAUGAUUCAUGAAAGUUUUAAACCUCAGGUAGACACGGCAAACGUUGUGGGUAACUACUUUGAACUGUGGUUCGUCCGAAUUCCCUGUAGUGUGAAAUCGGUAUCUGCCUACUGUCCUGAGUUAUUAAAGUUGUUUUGUGUGUCUUCUUUCGAGACCAAUGAGAAUCUUCUUUAAAAUCAUAAUAAAAAACAAACCUUGUCCGGAAAUAAGGUUACACCAGUUAGCAUUUCUGGGGGAUCAGUUUUCGAACCCCACAAUCAGUAUGGGAUGUGUUUAACGUACAGUAAAUGAAGGAGUGAAAUUGGAAAUUCCUAUAUAUCAAAUAAUUCGCGGACAUCCCUUGAUUCUCAAUAUUAGGCAGCAUAUGAUGUGAAGCAAUAAAGUAACGGUAUGAUCUAUCGUUCAACCUAAAAGCCAUGAAAAUAAGUUUACGAGAAUAAGAAAAAUGAUACCAAGCGAUGGUAUCAGAAACAAUAGUACCAGAAUUGUAAAAAGGUUAACGGGGACGUAGUCAGACUUCCAGCAGGUACCUCAAAAGGGACGAUACUUGUGUAUUAAUUUUUUCCCAAAAACGGCUGAUAUAGAUAGAUCUUGUUAAUAUCUGUCGUGCUGAUUUCAGAUGUUACCAGAUCAGGUUGCUGUCUUGAUCCUCAUAGUUGAUACUUGCUAGAAAUGGAUGAUUAUCGAAACAUUGUUUCUGAAAUGUAAAGCUAUAGCCUGAUUGUCAAAGUACUCGGCUUAAAAACACUAAGUUGUAAGUUUGAACUAACAUGAUUUUCGGCAACCAGGUUGCAUUUUUGUUCGAUAACUAAUUUAUUUCCCAAAUACAGAUAUCUGUACUUGGUAAAUAAGUUUCACUUCUCAGUGGUUCCUAGAACGUCAAAAUACUUUUAUACGUUUUCCUAUGACUUGAUCUGUUUCAUCGCUUAUCAGAUCCUCCUCCUAACUACAGGCAAAGGUUUUACAUCUUUUGGUAGUUCUUCAUAGAUCAUAUCCUCAGUCAGGGGGAUAGUAAUUGACAGACAAGCAACAACUCGUAAUAUCAAUCUUUCUGAGUUCUCACAGUUUCAUUCAUUUAGAUAGUGUACUGCUUUCAACUUAAUCCUAUACUUUCACGCGUGAAACCACGAAAAUUCGCUGUUGAAUCUCUAGAUACCUACCAGGUACAGUGGCAUGCUUCCACACGUUGGUGAAAUAAAGUCAAGUAAUGACACGAGUUCUAGGUAUAGAAUUCAGAAAGACAAAAUUAUUUAGUAGAAUUUUAAAUUUACUGAUUGAUGAUAUGUUAUCCCAUAGUUCUAGCAUUAAGGUUUCCGACAAGUAGUUUGACUUACUGUGUCAUGAAACCACGUUUGGUAUUACGUAAUCUCAGUUUGUUAACAAGUCUCAUAUCCCAAUGAAGCUAGUGGGGGGUUAGUAAGGUGUCUAUGAUAAGAUAAAGGGAAUUAAUAUUGAACCGGAUAAGCCUAAGACCUGCAUAUGGUUUGUGGAGGAUGGGCACUUUAUCCCUCCCUAAACAGUAGAGGGGCUAUGGCUUGGUGCCCAUCACUAGUUACUCAUUGUCCAUUUAAACACCAUUCUGACGGUAGUUCUUUAUACUAUUAAUCAUUGGUUACUGGUGGGAUCCCUAUUGCGUAAACAUGAAAGUAUUAAUUCACUAGUAAAUUCUCACUAGAAAUAUGUACAUCCUUUGUUAUAUUUUAGAGAAUGAUAGUCUUGUCGAAAGUGUCUACUUGGUUUCUGAGCAAGCUGUUUCUGAUGAAUCACCUUCUUACACUGAGGUUUCGGAGUCUGACAAGUCAGAAAAUUCUCUAUCCACAUCGACGUUCGAUUUCGUCAAACUAGACUGCGACCAAAACCAUGCUGCCAUUACACAGCCCUCUCCAUCUUGUAACUUGGACCAGUUACAUUGUCUAAGCAUACCUGAUGAGAAAGAGCCGACUAUUGUAUAUGAACAAUCAUGUAUCCAAUCGUCAACGUACUCUGAAAUAAAUGCCUCUGAUCGGAUACAUUUUUACUUCCGUGAUUUUCUUUUGGGAGGCAUACUUUUCAGUUUGCUUUUAGGUCACAUGCUGUAUUCUGAACAAUGUUAUAAAAAUAGAAUUGCUGGUUGUGAAAUUGAACGUGACAAAUUAUCAGCAAACAUUUCUUUUCUAUCGACUGAAAUUUUACAAAAAGAUACAGCAUAUCGACAUCUGGAAAUUAAACAUAAACACCUUAAAAAUGUAACACAUCAAUUGCAUUCAGAUAUAUCUAUACUAACAGCUGAAUUACGUGACAAAGCCCUAGCUUACAAUGAAUUAAAAUCAGACUACAAAUAUGUCAGUGAUAAAAUGAAAGAGUUAACCAGUGAAUUGCGAAAAUUGAAAUUUGCGCUUAUGGAUUUGAAACGCUCUUCGCUAUUUUUUCCCGGUAUCAGAUUGGUCAAAGAUAUCUUGUGUAAAAUUUUAAGCGUUUGCCCUGAUCUAGAUGGAGAGUAGACAAAUAAAUGGACUAAAAGUGAGCCAUGUCUUCGGGACAGAAUAAAGGAUAAUAUAUAUUUCUUUUCUCAGUUAAUGUUUUCGUCAUAUUUCUUUAUCUUGUUAAGUUUUAUUUUGCGUAAUUUUGGCGUUUCGUCUAAAAUCUCUUUUAUCUUACAGCUGCUAAUGUAAACAUUUAUACCAAAAGAUUAUUUAUAAUUUAUCUUCAUUAUAUACUUCAUUUUGAGAAUCUUCCUUCAAGUCAUUACGUCACAGUUUAAACAGUAUCAUAUAAACUAUAACACAAAUAGUCCGAAGUAAAUUCAUACAAAAAUAGAGUGAAGUCUCGAUUUAUUUGGUUCUUCUCCAAUAAAUAAAUAAUGUACCAUUAUGGUUCUCUUGUUUACGACAUAUAUUUCAAUUAUUUGGUUCUGAUAUAGUUUGAUUUUAACCAAUUUGGAGAAAUUAGAGCCGUAUCUAUAAGAUAAAUCUUUAUUAUGAAGUGUCG
This is a messenger RNA of Schistosoma curassoni, 4534 nucleotides long. Lineage: Eukaryota; Metazoa; Platyhelminthes; Trematoda; Strigeidida; Schistosomatidae. The record is from the annotation of a GenBank genome assembly.